Molecule: messenger RNA, 883 nt
Organism: Odocoileus virginianus texanus
Lineage: Eukaryota; Metazoa; Chordata; Mammalia; Artiodactyla; Cervidae
Source: RefSeq, a predicted model, not a curated record
GUCGCCGCCCGGGAGCCUUCCGGCCCAGUUAGUGAAGCCAGUCAGCUUCUCCGCGCGGGUCAGCCCACCCUCCUCCGGUGUCCUGGGAGCCGGCUCGGUGCGGAAGCCGCGGGCCAUCCGUUCGGGCAUGCCCCGCUACGAGCUGGCUUUGAUCUUGAAAGCCAUGCAGCGGCCUGAGACUGCUGCGGCCUUGAAGCGGACGCUGGAAGCCCUGAUGGACAGAGGGGCAGUGGUGAGGAGCUUGGAGAACCUGGGCGAGCGUGCGCUUCCCUACAAGAUGUCGGCCCACAGUCAGCGGCACACCAGGGGAGGGUACUUCUUGGUGGACUUUUAUGCACCAACAACAACUGUUGAAAGCAUAAUGGAGCACUUGUCUCGAGACAUUGAUGUGAUUAGACCAAAUGUUGUAAAACACCCUCUAACCCAGGAGGUGAAAGAAUGUGAAGGGAUGGUCCCGGUGCCCCUUGAAGAAAAGCUGUAUUCCACCAAGAAGAGGAAGUGAGAAGGCACGCCUCACCGGAGCCUUCUGGUUAAUUCCCUCACUUUUGAGCACCAUGGAUAGAUAAUUUACAGGCUUGAUCUGAGGGUGCUCUUGGCACUGUUGGAUUUUCCCGAGGUACUUUUAGCUCUUGGUCCUCUUUGCUGUGAGAACUGGGGGGUGACGCCUUAGGGCCACUUGGUAAUCUUUGGCACCAGCAUGUCCUCCUCGAUUUCACCUCAUGAGUAUGAUUUGUCAGUGAGGACUUCCUGCCCAACAGCAAUACUAACCCCAGUUUGAAGAGCAAAGCUUAUAAAAACUACUUUGGAUUGCAUGCUCAUUACUCAAACUGUAUACACCCAUACAAAAUAAAAUUUUAAGACCACCGUAUUAUAUGCAUCACUU